AGAGACAGCAGAGAGCAGCCACAGCAGUAAGGCACUCAUCCGCUGCCUGGCUUUACAGUGAAGAAGACAGCAAGAAGAAAACACAGCGACGAAUUUUCCUCCGACUUUUGCACAGCUCAAGGCGCAUGCUCAGACUAACUGACGGUGCAGUUGUUUUAUUCAGGAACUCAGAGACACUGAACGGUUUUAAAGAUGACCACUUCAUGGAGUGACAGACUGCAGAACUAUGCAGACUUGCCUGCCAACAUGGAUGGGGUGACAAUGAAAAAAUACAGAAGAGAGCCAUACCACAGAGUGUUUGUCAACAGAAGCUUGGCAAUGGAGAAGAUUAAGUGCUUUGGCUUUGAUAUGGAUUACACUUUAGCAGUGUACAAGUCACCAGAGUACGAGUCAUUAGGUUUUGAGCUCACAGUGGAGCGGCUGGUUUCCAUCGGUUACCCCCAGGAGCUGCUCAGCUUUGUCUACGACCCAUCCUUCCCCACCAGGGGCCUUGUGUUUGAUACCAUGUAUGGAAACCUGUUGAAGGUUGACGCCUAUGGUAAUAUCCUGGUCUGUGUCCAUGGAUUCAACUUCCUCCGAGGCCCUGAGAUCCGUGAACGGUAUCCAAACAAGUUCAUCCAGAGAGAUGACACAGAGCGCUUUUAUAUCCUUAACACACUCUUCAACCUGCCAGAGACCUACCUCUUUGCUUGCCUUGUGGAUUUCUUUUCCAACUGUGACAGAUACACAAGCUGUGAAACCGGCUUCAAAGAUGGCGACCUCUUCAUGUCCUAUAAGAGCAUGUUCCAGGACGUCCGUGACGCCGUCGACUGGGUCCACUUCAAGGGUACACUGAAGGAGAAGACUGUUGAGAACUUGGAGAAAUAUGUAGUGAAAGAUGGGAAGCUGCCUCUUCUCCUCAGCAGGAUGAAUGAAGUAGCCAAGGUUUUCUUGGCUACCAACAGUGACUACAAAUACACUGAUAAAAUCAUGACCUACCUGUUUGACUUCCCCCAUGGUCCAAAGCCCGGUACCUCCCACCGGCCCUGGAAAUCCUACUUUGAUCUGAUCCUGGUGGAUGCCAGGAAGCCGCUGUUCUUUGGAGAGGGUACGGUGCUCAGACAAGUUGACACAACAACGGGGCGUUUAAAGAUAGGAACCUACACCGGACCUCUGCAGCAUGGCAUAGUCUAUUCUGGAGGUUCCUCAGACAUUGUGUGCGACCUGCUGGGGGCCAAGGGGAAGGACAUCGUCUACAUCGGGGACCAUAUCUUUGGAGACAUCCUCAAGUCCAAGAAGCGUCAAGGCUGGAGGACGUUCCUGGUCAUACCUGAGCUGGCCCAGGAGCUGCACGUGUGGACUGACAAGAGCUCGUUAUUCGAGGAGCUGCAGGGCCUGGACAUUUUCUUGGCAGAACUUUACAAACAUCUGGACAGCAGCAGUAAUGAGAGGCCCGACAUCAGCACUAUUCAGAGGAGAGUCAAGAAAGUGACACACGACAUGGACAUGUGCUACGGCAUGAUGGGCAGCCUCUUUCGCAGUGGCUCCAGACAGACCUUGUUUGCCUCUCAAGUGAUGCGUUACGCCGAUUUGUACGCAGCCUCCUUCAUCAACUUGCUGUAUUACCCUUUCAGCUACCUCUUCAGAGCAGCACAUGUGCUGAUGCCCCAUGAGUCAACAGUUGAACACGCCCACGUGGACAUGGACCUGGAGUCACCGCUGGCCACGCGCAACCGUACCCACUGCAGCGACUGCAAGGACCUGGAUUGCAAACGCAACCAGCUGACCCGCUCCUUCAGUGAAAUCAAACCUCCUAACCUGUUCCCCCAGACUCCCCAGGAGAUCACUCACUGCCACGAUGAGGAUGAUGAUGAGGAGGAGGAGGAGGAGGAGGAGGAGGAGGAAGAGGAAGAGGAAGAGGAAGAAGAAGAGUAAUAAGAUAGACAGAAAAAAAGCCACGUUCCUGUUCCUGCCCUCUCAUGUUUCCCUGUAGAGUCAGGUAGUUAUCUCUCUCAAAGUAAAGCAGGGAGGAUGAACAUCUCCAGUAUGUGUGUGUGUUUAUAUCAAUACUGUAUGCACACAAACACACAUGCACACAUACUGGUGGUUUCUGAGGAAAUUCAAAAGGACCAGUAGUGAGACAGAUCGUAUGACUGUCAGAAGACUGUACGCAUGCUUGGUCCUCUAAAUCCCAACUUCCUAGCUUCAUAAAAAAAAAAACAGAAAACAAAACAAAAUU
This is a messenger RNA of Plectropomus leopardus (leopard coralgrouper), 2218 nucleotides long. RefSeq names its product 5'-nucleotidase, cytosolic IIb (gene nt5c2b). NCBI's taxonomy places the organism in Eukaryota, Metazoa, Chordata, Actinopteri, Perciformes, Serranidae. Gene Ontology annotation, molecular function: 5'-nucleotidase activity. The record is from RefSeq and is a predicted model, not a curated record.